Messenger RNA from Rhizoctonia solani, 792 nucleotides. RefSeq names its product ion transport domain-containing protein. Gene Ontology annotation, cellular component: membrane. The record is from RefSeq and is a predicted model, not a curated record. NCBI's taxonomy places the organism in Eukaryota, Fungi, Basidiomycota, Agaricomycetes, Cantharellales, Ceratobasidiaceae. The transcript is spliced from 2 exons. Bases 1 to 792 code for a protein of 263 amino acids. Gene Ontology annotation, molecular function: monoatomic ion channel activity. Gene Ontology annotation, biological process: monoatomic ion transport; transmembrane transport.
AUGGACAACUUGAACUCGGUAGCCGCUCCUCUGCUCUCGUCGGACUCGGAGACAAAUGUGCCUCCGCCGCGACACUCUCAGUAUGGGCUCACACGAAAUGAACUCACAAAAGCUGUCGCGAACCGAUUUGUGCACUCGCGGGUGUACGUAGCAAUCUAUCUGGGCAUGGCGUUAUUGAGUGCUACGACUGUUGCAUUGUCGCUCUCGGACGGAUGCCCUGGGACUGCCUUUUACGUGCUCGAAAUUAUUGUGAAUUCUGCGAUGAUUGCAGAAGUUUCGAUUCGGUUCUUGGCUUUUGGACGCCAAUUUUGGAAAUCACCGUUCAACAUAUUCGAUUUAAUCCUGACCACCCUCUGUGUGGUCACGCUGCUCGUUCUGUUCCUCGCCGGGUGCGGAAACACAUCCAAGGAAGAAGAACUGCUCGAUACUCUGUUGCUCGUCUUCCGUAAUGUUAUGCAAUUUGGGCGGCUAGCAGCGGUGAUGCGCCAGUCUGGCCAAUCGCUAUUCUCUCGACCACGGAAAAUCGAUUUAUCUCUCCCGACCCAUCACGACAGAAACCAUACUCGAUUGGACAUCGACCUCGACGACGAUGAAAUUCCGGAUUGGGGAAGGGGACCGAGAGGGGCGCUUAGCGGGGCCGAAGGGGACGUUGUGUUUGAUGCUGGCACAAACGGAUGGGCUGACGAGGCGAGUGUGCGGAAUGUUGUUGCCCCUGCCCGCAAACCCAACCCAAACAUCGGCAUCAACAGGGGAGAUCCAGGCGAGUCGGAGGAUUUGUGGGCAGGGCUCUAG